AUGUCCUUUUCCGAUUUCGAUGCCAUCUACGAGGAUGAGCAACUGGAUGACUUGGAGCAUUUCCAGGAUCAGACAGUGAUGCCAGUGGCCGAACCAAUUAUCAUACGAGGCGCGGGCAAUAUGACGGUCUUUGGCCUCAGCAAUCGCUUCAAUAUCGAAUUUCCCUGCGGUUUGCUAUCGCGCGUUGCGCCGGAGGAAUUCAAAGCGACCAUCGGUCGCAUCAAUGGCAUAUUGAAGAAGACCCUGCCCCUGAAUGUCAAGUGGCUCUUUUGUGGCUGCGUUUGUUGCUGCUGCACUCUGGGCUGUUCCCUCUGGCCGGUCAUAUGUUUGAGCAAACGCACACAAUUGACACUGGAUAAGCUGCUCGAGUGGGAAAAUAGUCAUUUAUAUCAUAAGCUCGGCCUGCACUGGCGUUUACAUAAGCAACAAUGUGAUUCCAAUUCCAUGAUGGAGUAUGUUAUAUUAAUUGAAUUUAUACCCAAGACGCCCAUCUAUCGGCCUGACUAAAUGUAUAUAAUAUAUAUAUAUAAAUAGGCAGUGUGGAUCAUUGCAGUCGUUGGGGCAAUCGUUUGGGAGGGGUGAACAUUAUAGGGGGGCCUCUAAUUGUAAUUGUAAAAUACAAAAAAAAACUAACUAAAAA
Messenger RNA from Drosophila hydei, 640 nucleotides. Its product is annotated as cysteine-rich hydrophobic domain-containing protein 2. The record is from RefSeq and is a predicted model, not a curated record. The coding region runs from base 1 to 507 and encodes 168 amino acids. Lineage: Eukaryota; Metazoa; Arthropoda; Insecta; Diptera; Drosophilidae. The transcript has 3 exons.